Molecule: messenger RNA, 1085 nt
Organism: Drosophila grimshawi
Lineage: Eukaryota; Metazoa; Arthropoda; Insecta; Diptera; Drosophilidae
Gene: Pex11c
Product: peroxisomal membrane protein 11C
Exons: 4
Coding region: 160-870 (236 amino acids)
Biological process (GO): peroxisome fission
Cellular component (GO): peroxisomal membrane
Source: RefSeq, a predicted model, not a curated record
ACGAACGAAUCACAGCUGUUCGAAAAGUGAUAGCAAUUUUGUAUUGUGUUGUCUUUCAGUUGUUUGCGCGGUUUGCUUUUACUGCGUUUUCUUCGUCUUUAUCUUUCCACCUUUUUUGUAAUUGCAUUUUAAGAGACUCGAUAUUCAAGAUAAAUAAAAAUGAGCAACACAACAAAGUUUGUUGCCGAAUUCUGUGAUAUUAUUGAUUUCUAUGGCGGUCGGGAUAAGGUGAUGAAGGCGCUUUGCUACAGCGCCAAGCUCGUUGCCGGUUAUCAUAUGAAGCGGAAUCCUGAUUUGGCCAAACGGUAUGCGAUUGCCAGCUCCAAGAUAUCGGGAGCAAGAGCAACGCUACGUCUUAUCGAUGAUAUACCCAUGAUACAAUACGCUUUGGAGUAUGGACUGGGAGAGAAUGAACCAGAUCGCAUUAUGGCCAUGCUGGGCGUGACUGCCAAUAUUGUGGAUUUACUGUAUUAUCCAAUCGAGAAGAUUUGCUGGCUAUCCGAGCACAAGAUUGUGGAUGUGAAGCAUGCCGACAAUUGGGACAAUGCCAGUUCAAUAUUCUGGGUGCUUUCGGUUUACUUGAAUUUAAUGCAAACUCUACGAAACUUUUGGAUAAAUCAGGAAAAACUAAAUAGUAGUCACCAGCUCUGCAAUGCAACGCAAAUUGAUCAAAAAUCCCUGGCAAAACACCGACUGGAAUUGAUGUCCAUAUUCCGCAUAUCGUUAGAUUUUGUGCACGCUGUCAGCACUUUACCUAGGGGCUAUCUAUGGGGCGGUAAACUAUCCACAUUCCAAGUGGGCACCAUUGGCACUCUGUCGGCUUGUGUGGGAAUCUAUCAAAUCUUUGCCAAGAGAAGACUAAACAAAUAGUACAUGGCAAUACUUGUUGUUAGCUAGUCCUUAUGUGUGUGGUGGUGACUUGUAGGGCAAGAAACUUGCGUACGCACUCGCAAAAGUUAAGUUAUUAAAUAUGUAAGCACGAAGAAAUAUAAAUUAUAAACGUAAGAUAUAUGUGGAUAUGUCUCAUCAAUCAAUGAUAUUGUUGGAUGUGUAUUUUUUAUCACUUUGCAAAUAAAUAAGCUGUU